CUAUGUGUACGCAGUAGGAGAAAGGGAAGACCAGCCGGGGUACUUUGGAGGAUUUAAAACAUUUUUGAAGGAUACCUUGUAAAUCUAAAGAUGAAGAUUGUCUAAAGAUAAACAGAGAGAGAGCAUGAUUCACCUGCUUCCAGAAGAGUCCCCAUGGACCAGGAGACGACACUGUGAGUGUGUUUGUGAUUGGUCCUCGCACCGGUCCUGCCGACGUGAGACCUCUCGCCGGUGUGCCGCCAUGUUGCACCGCGCAAUUCUUCGACUAGUCGCCUGCUGACCGCGACCGGGCUAACGUCAGCUUUAUGAAACAUGAACUGAAUUCGAAUGACUUCUCGUGUUGUUCUUCCAAUUUUUUUUUAAUUCCCUCCCCCCUGGUUCCUUUUUGGUUCCAAAACAAAAGUUGCCCUCCCUUUGCCAAUUGAGGAAUUAAUCAAGAAGAAUUGAAAAAAAAGUCCCACUCACUUCUGGCAGCCGCGUCGGUAGUUUGGUAGUUUCAUCUUUCCGUGAUACCACUUUUUUUAAUUUUGGUUUAUUAUCCUUGGUCGAAUCCCAAUCUCAAAGUGAUUCUUGGUGCGUGGCAGUGUGUGAGAAGAACCACGGGGGUGUGCGAUGGCGCUGGCUGCGGAAUCGCGGCGGCCCUGCACCGUCGCUUCCGGUGGUGAUCGUGUAAUCGGAAGUAGCGGAGGCUCCUACUUCCGAAGAAUCAGGACAUCUAGUCUUAUCGUUCUUGGAAUCUUUCUUCUUUCACGUGUGGCUACUAUCAGUGCCAUUAAAGAAAUCGGCGAUGGAGUUGGCUGUCCGAUGGGAAUGUUCAGAUGUUCUGAAGGAAAGUGCAUCCCAUCCCUCUGGGUCUGUAACUAUCAAAAGGAUUGCGAUAAUGCGGAGGACGAGUUUCAGUCAUGCCAACCGCCUGAGUGCGAGGUUGGACAAAUCACGUGCGGCCAGUAUAUCUUUAAUAAAACUUACUGCAUACCUCCCCAUCAGAAAUGUGACAUGACAGUAGAUUGUGUUGAUGGCACCGAUGAGGCCGGAUGUAAUUACAGGAAAUGUCAGACUGAGGACUUCAGGUGUAGCGGAACGACACCUGAGCUCUGUAUACCAAAAGAAAAACGAUGUGACGGUUAUUUGGACUGUCGAAACGGAAAAGACGAAGAUGACUGUCCGACUUCAAAUCCUCCAUGUAGACUUGAUCAAUUCAGAUGUAAUACAACGCAACAUUGCGUGGAACAAACUGCAAGAUGUAAUCACAGAGACGAUUGUGGUGAUAAUAGUGACGAAGCACAUUGCAAUUUUCCAGAUUGUACUGCAGAUCAAUUUCGAUGCGCAAAUGCACUUUGCAUACCAGCGUCUUAUAAAUGCGACGAUUACAGGGAUUGUGGCGAUGGAUCUGAUGAAGAGAAUUGUCCGCAAGUGGAAUGUCCCGAUUCGAAAUUCUUAUGUCCUAAAGGUUCUCCAGGUGGGAAGCCAAAGUGUAUCAACAAAACGCAAUUGUGUGAUGGCAAACAAGAUUGUGAAGAUCGAGCUGACGAAUUAACUGCUUGUUCAACAAUUCUUUGCAAUAGUUUAGGAUGUCAACAUAAAUGUCAAGCCUCUCCAGCCGGAGGUGUUUGCUCUUGUCUAGAGGGACGAAUACUCGCAAAUGACUCGAGAUCUUGCAUUGACAGAGACGAGUGCUCGGAAUGGGGUUUUUGUGAGCAACUUUGCGAAAAUACUGAUGGCUCUUAUAUAUGCAGUUGCGCUCCUGGUUUUGAGUUAACUGGAAAAAAUUCUUGUCGAGCAUUAAAAACAAGUUCACCACUUGAAUUAUUAUUGGCGCAAGAUCGAACAAUUUGGCGAAUGGAAGCAUCAGGUCAGAAUCGAAAAUUAGUUGCCAACACAACAGGAGCGAGUGGUGUUGAUUUUCUCUACAAUCGAAAUCUUCUCUUUUGGAGUGACACGAAAACAAGGAAAAUACAUUCACAAUCACUAAGUGGAAAUCAAGCGAAUUCGGACGUAGAUAUUUCAUUGCCAGGAUCAUGGGUACCAGUAGCAAUAGCCGUCGAUUGGGUUGGCGAGAAACUCUAUGUUGUUGAUUCGAUAGUGCAAAAAAUUGAUGUCUUUGAAUUGGAUGGACGAUUUCAUGGUAUUGCAUUAGGAUCAAAUCUCACUAGUCCUGCGGAUAUUUCACUCGAUCCAACGAGGGGUUUAAUGUUUAUUGCUGACAGUAAACAAGUUCUAAGGGCCAAUAUGGAUGGUACUAAUACGAUGGCUAUCAUUUCGGAAGCUGCGUAUCGUGUCACCGGUGUGUCUGCUGAUAUUAUUGCUAAAAGGAUUUAUUGGUGUGAUUCACUAUUGGAUUACAUUGAAACGGCUGAUUAUAUGGGUCGUAAUAGAGUUAUGAUUCUUCGUGGAACUCUAGUUCCAGCUCCGAUGAGACUCACUCUGUUUGAGAAUAAGGUUUUCUGGACUGACACAACGAAGCAGGCAGUGUUGAGUGUCGAAAAAACUGUCGGCGAAUUUUCGAUUUUAAAUAUUUUUAAAGCCAAAGAUCCAAAAGCUGUGAAGGCACUUCACGCCUCUGUUCAACCGUCGGUUCCGAAUCCUUGCGGAAUUAAUAACGGUGGCUGUCAGCAUAUGUGUAUCGUCACGGCAGCGGCUGAUCGAGAUUCAGGAUUGGCCUAUCGCUGCGCUUGUAACAUUGGCUCGAGACUGGCGGACGAUCUCCGAAAUUGUCAGCUCGUUCGACAAUUUCUCAUGUACUCACAGCAGAGAUUUAUCAAAGGUCGUGUUCUCGAUCCAGCAAUGGAAGGUUUCAGUGACGCAAUUUUGCCGGUUGUUUCCAGACGAGCUCGAUUUGUCGGUUUGGAUUUUGACGCUCGUGAUCAGUACAUCUAUUACAGUGACGUACUUCAAGAUGUGAUUUAUCGAGUUCGCCAAAAUGGAACCGGUAGAGAAAUUGUGCUCGCCAGUCAAAACGAGGGAGUUGAAGGUUUAGCGGUCGAUUGGGCGUCUAAGAAUUUGUACUACAUUGAUUCACGGAAAGGAACUUUGAAUGUCCUCAGCACGAGGAAUAUCACAUAUCGUCGUACUUUACUCAAACAUCUGAAACGACCACGAGCUAUUGUAAUACAUCCAAAUCAGGGAUUUAUCUUCUUUUCGGAAUGGGACAGACCGGCGAAUAUAAGCAGAGCUCGUGCUGAUGGAUCGAAUCUAGUUGUAUUCAAAAAUCUCACUCUCGGCUGGCCUAAUGGUCUCGCCAUCGAUUUCGGCAAAGAUCGACUCUACUGGUGUGAUGCGUUACUCGAUCAUGUACAACAUUCCAAUUUGGAAGGCACUGACGUGAAAACUGUGAAUUCAAGGCUUAUUAGACAUCCCUUCUCCAUUGCCAUUUACGAAGAUUGGAUGUACAUCACUGACUGGAGAUUGGAUGCGAUUAUUCGAUUACACAAGGAAACUGGUGAGAAGGAAGUUGUUCUUGUUCGCGAACCGGACACGAAUCGACUCUAUGGAGUGAAGGUUUACAGUCCUGAUAUUCAGAAACCACACACUGAUCAUCCUUGUACGAUAAAUAAUGGAGGAUGUGAAAAACUUUGCUUUGCAGUACCACGAAAUAGUAGCUCAAGAUUUUUACCCUCACGAUUAACGAGAGUUUGCGGUUGUCCUUAUGGUGAGAAACUUCGCGAUGAUGAGAUUUCGUGUGUUGAGGAUCCUGAAGCCGAACCACCAGUACAGGCUUGUCCAAAUACUUGGGAUUUUACAUGCGCGAAUCAACGUUGUGUUCCACAAUCCUGGGUGUGCGAUGGUGACGACGAUUGUUUGGAUAACAGCGACGAGAUGCAAAAUUGCACAAAACCGACUUGCGGCACCAACGAAUUCCAAUGUAAAUCUGGGAAAUGUAUUCCAUUGAAUUUCCGUUGUGAUGCAGGCAACGAUUGCGGUGAUUUCAGUGACGAGAUUGGUUGUCCUAAUGUGACAUGCGGUAGUGAUCAAUUCACAUGCAAUAAUAAUCGUUGUAUUCCAAUUGCUUGGAAAUGUGACUCGGAAAAUGAUUGCGGUGACAGUUCGGACGAGGGUGACUUUUGCGCUGCUAAAACUUGUUCGUAUUCACAAUUCACGUGUCCACGUUCAGGUCAUUGUAUACCAAAGUCAUGGGUUUGUGAUGGCGACAAUGAUUGUUUCGAUGAUCAGGACGAGAAGAAUUGUCCGCCAAUCACGUGUCUCAGCAGUCAAUUUGCCUGUGCGGAUCAGAAAACGUGUAUCAAUGUUUCAUACAAAUGUGACGGUAUUGACGAUUGCCACGAUAGGAGCGAUGAAAUUGAUUGUCCAGCUUUCUCAGGGAAUCAAUGUAAUCCCGAGACACAAUUCCAGUGUGUUCGUUCGAAAACUUGUGUACCAAAGAGUUGGUAUUGUAACGGUUCACCAGACUGCGAUGACAAUUCGGAUGAGCCUGAGUCAUGCUCCGAUGUGGGCUGUCAACCAGGAUUCUUCAGAUGUAAUAAUCAUCGCUGCGUGUUCAAGACUUAUAUCUGCGAUGGAAGAGACGACUGUGGAGAUGGAUCAGAUGAGAGUAUUGAAUUGCACGCUUGCAAAGCACCCGAAUUUAAAUGUCCGUCGAAUCAGUGGAAGUGUCCGAAUAGUACUAAGCAGUGUAUCAAUAUAACUAGUGUUUGCGAUGGUAAACCUGAUUGUCAGAAUUCAGCCGACGAGGGAUUCAAUUGUAUUUUGGCUGAGUGCACACAUCAAGAUGGACUUUGCACUAAUGGUUGUAUUCAGACUCCUUUCGGUGCGGAGUGUACUUGUCCACCUGGUGAAGAACUCGGUAGUGAUGGAUUUACUUGUCAAGAUUUGAAUGAAUGCGAUCCACCAGGGAAAUGUUCGCAAGUUUGUAUCAAUACGAAAGGCAGCUACUAUUGCAAUUGCGUUGAUGGCUACGUCUUAGAACGAGAUAAACAUACUUGUAAGGCAUUGAAUCACAGUGCAGCGUUUCUUAUUAUUUCUAAUCGUCACACGAUUCUAGUUGCUGAUCUGCAGGAUCAAGCUCUCGAACGUGUGCCAAUUAAUGUUGAGAAUGUUGUUGCGACAUCGAGUAACAUGCACACGGGCACGAUCUUUUGGUCUGACAUGAAGUUGAAGAAAAUUUCGCGAUUAGAUCGUAGCAGUGAUCCGCAAGAUAUCAUAUCGACAGGAUUGGAUCUAGUCGAGGGGUUGGCGUAUGAUUGGAUUGGACAGAAUCUUUAUUGGUUGGAUUCAAAGUUAAAUACGAUUGAAGUUUCCAAAGAGACGGGUGCAAAUCGUUUGGUUCUUGUCAAGGAGAAUAUAACGCAGCCGCGUGGAAUGUGUUUGGAUCCGAGUCCCGGUGCUCGAUGGCUCUUCUGGACCGAUUGGGGCGAGAAUCCACGAAUCGAAAGAAUUGGCAUGGACGGCACUGAGAGAUCGAUUAUAAUUAAUACGAAAAUUUACUGGCCGAACGGAUUGGCUCUUGAUAUUGCCAAUAAGAGGGUUUAUUUUGCUGACAGUAAACUCGAUUUUAUCGACAGUUGCCUCUACGAUGGAAGUAGUCGAAUUCAAGUUCUAGCCGAUUCGCAUUAUUUACUACAUCCACAUUCGUUGACUCUUUUCGAAGACAUCAUGUAUUGGACUGAUCGCCAACUGAAUCGAGUUCUAUCUGCUCACAAAUUUCACGGAAUCAAUCAAACUGUUGUCUCUCAUUUGAUUUCACAACCACUUUCGAUUCAUGUUCAUCAUCCGGUGCUGCAACCAAUCACUACGAAUCCUUGCGCGAAUGCCUCGUGCUCACAUCUCUGUCUUCUUUCACCGAAAGCGCCGAAUGGCUACAAUUGCAAGUGUAUUGUUGGAUACAAACUGUUGUCUGAUGGCCGCUGCGUGGAGGAGGAAAAUGCGUAUCUGAUGGUACUCCGUGGAACACAGAUCAUUGACGUUUCAUUGGUACCGGGUGACAUGAAAACUGGAUACAUCACUCCUGUGGUUGCCGUUGAGAAUGGACGAUUUAUCGAUUAUGAUAGGACUGAUCAUAUUAUUUAUUGGCUACAAGGAAAGGAUGGUGAUGAUGAGAAUGGUACCAUUUACACGACUCCGUACGGAGGUGGAAAUAGAACUGAAUUCCCAAAUCCGAAUGGAGACACAGGAAUCGUUGGAUCACCGUCAACACUCGCGUUCGAUUGGCUUGGAAGGAAUUUGUUCAUUGGUAAUAAAUACGCUUCGAACAUCGAGGCAAUUAAAGUCGAUGGUCCCAUCAGAUAUAGGAGUAUUGUAUUGUCAAAUGAUGGAAAGAACACGAGUGUCGCUAAACCGAGAUCAAUGUGCGUUGAUCCACUUGAAGGUCAUGUGUUUUGGGUAGAUGAGGGUGGUUUUGGUGUUCCUGUGAAAAUUGGCAGGGUCAAUAUGGACGGAACGAACGCAAUGAUUCUUCUCUCGAAUCUUGAUAAUCCUGAAGCAAUAACAAUAGACAUACCAAGCAAAACAGUCUAUUUCAGUACCUCGAGAGCGAUAAGAUCAAUGGGAACCGAUGGUCAAAAUCUCCGAACUAUUCUCACUGAGAUUAACAAUUUGAUCCUUCCGAAAGCACUUGCCGUCCAUGACAAUAAACUCUACUAUUUGGAUCCAAAAUACGAAAAAAUAGAACGAGUCAAUCUACCAAAUGGUGAUAACCCAACUUUGAUCAUGAACGGAGAAGUUGAUUUGAAGACGCUUACUAUUUACAAAAAACGUGCAAUUGGCUCACACUCGUGUCUCGUGAUUAAUGGAGCCUGUGAUCAGCUUUGUCUUCCAUCAGCCGGUGGAACGAGAGUUUGUGAUUGCGGCGUAGGCUAUAGAAAAACAGGAGAGCAUCGAUGUGAACCUUUCAAGACAUUUGCAGUCGUCACUCAGCUUGACGUUGUUCGCGGUUACAGUUUGACUGAUUCCAAAGAGGCAAUGGUUCCAAUCGCCGGAAUUGGUCAUCAUAUUUUACACGUGGAUGUGCAUUAUGCAAACAAUUGGAUUUACUGGGCGGAAUUUAAUCGUGGCUAUUGGAAUGGAAUCUUCCGUGUGCGACCUAAUGGUACACAAUUGGAACACAUUGUGAAAAGUGGCGUUGGAUCGAAUGGAAUACGAGGAUUGACAAUUGACUGGAUCGCUGGCAAUGUGUACUUUGCCAAUGUCUUUCCACAUGAUAAUUAUGUGGAAGUUUGUCGCCUUGAUGGAAGCAAUCGGAAAGUUUUGGUCAAAACAACGACAGAUGCUCCACGAGAACUUGCCGUUAAUCCCAUCAAGAGAAUCCUUUAUUGGAUUGACUAUGGACAAUAUCCGAGAAUUGGAAGAGCAAAUUUGGACGGCAGUAAUUGGACAACAUUAAUCACAAGUGGAAUCAGCACUCCUCGUGAUUUGACAAUUGACGUUACCACGAACGACGUCUAUUGGGUUGAUUCCAAGCGUGAUAUGAUUCAGAAGGUCUCCUAUUCAGGCGGUAAUCGGGAAAUCAUUAGACAAAAUUUGCCAAAUCCAAUUGGACUAGCAAUUUUCGGUCCUGAUAUGUAUUGGGUAGAUCGUAAUCUCGAUACCGUUUUCAAAGCAAGUAAACUCGCUGGUAACUACAGUCUUCCAUCAUCAAUGAGAACAAAUCUUCAGAAAUUGAGAGAUAUCGCAAUUUUUGAUCAAUCCGUUCAACCGAUGGACGAGAGUAAUCCCUGUGCACGAAAUUCCAAUGGUGGUUGUGAUCAACUCUGUUUUGCUCUUCCACCAGAGAGUCACAUGCAAGUCAAGUGCGAUUGCGCCACAGGAAGAUUGGCAUCAGAUGGCAAAAGAUGUGAAAAUGUGGACGAAUUCCUUGUCUUUGCCACAAGAACUGAAAUUCGUGCUAUCAAUUUAGAUCCAAAAUCUACGAACGUUCCAUUCAAACCUAUUGGUAAUUUGACAAAUGUCGUUGGUGUUGAUUUUGAUUAUCAGGAUAAAAAAUUAUUCUUCACACAAAUUCGACCCUGGGCGAUGAUUGCCUGGCUCAAUUCAGACAAUCCAUCAUCGAUGAAGCCCGAGAAGAUCAUCAGUAAAGGCAUCAAUCCCGAGGGAAUCUCUUACGAUUGGACACAGAGAAAGGUCUACUGGACCGACUCGUCAAAUAAUAGUAUCUACGCAAUGAAUAUCGAUGGUAAGGAUUUGGUGAUGAUUGCGAGAGUCGAUCGACCGAGGGCAAUUGUCGUUGAUCCUUGUAAUGGAUCAUUGUACUUUACCGAUUGGGGACGUUUCGGUACAUCGGGCAAAAUCUUUAGAACAAGCAUGGCGGGAUCUUUGAAGAAAGCCAUCAUUGACAAGGAUCUUUCGCAACCGAGUGGACUUGCAAUUGAUUAUGAGGAGAGAAUGCUCUACUGGACCGAUGCUGUUCGCGAGAAAAUCGAGAGAUCUGAUCUCAAUGGUAAAAAUCGUCAAGUUCUUAUCGCGGCUACAAUUUAUCCAUUUGCAAUCACAGUGUUCAGAGAACACAUCUAUUGGACUGAUCUUCAACUCCGAGGGGUUUAUCGUGCCGAAAAGAAUACGGGAGCAAACAAAGUGGAAUUAGUCAAGCGCCUUGAAGAUUCUCCCCGAGAUCUUCAUAUUUACUCCCCCGGUAGGCAGCAAUGUAAAGUGAAUCCUUGCAACAUCAAUAACGGAGGCUGUGAUCAAUCCUGUCAUCCAGGUCCGAGCGGCGUUGCUGAAUGCAAAUGUGACGACAAUAGCCGUCUAGUCAAUGAGGACAGAAUGUGUGUUUCGAAGAAUGUCACCUGUGAUGGUAAUAAAUUCGCCUGCAGAAAUGGUCGAUGCAUCUCGAGAAUGUGGGCCUGUGAUGGUGACAAUGAUUGUGGUGAUGGCUCUGAUGAAGAUACGAAUUAUUGUUCCUAUCAUUCUUGCAGUCCCAAUGAAUUCCGAUGCAACAAUGGUCGUUGUAUCUUUAAAUCGUGGAAAUGUGAUCACGAGAAUGAUUGUCGUGAUGGUAGCGACGAGGAGGGUUGCGUCUAUCCUCCAUGCGCUGCUGGCGAGUUCACUUGUGCCAAUUAUCGUUGCAUUCCACAAUCGCAAGUUUGCAAUGGUGUUAACGAUUGCAAGGAUAAUGUCACAUCCGACGAGACACACGAACGUUGUCCAAGGAACACCACUUGUCCGGCUAAUCAUUUGAAAUGCGAGAAGACAAAUAUUUGCGUGGAGCCUUACUGGCUCUGCGAUGGUGACAAUGAUUGCGGCGAUAACAGUGACGAGAAUCCACUUCAUUGCGCUCAAAGAACAUGUCCACCAAACAGUUUCCGCUGUCCGAAUCAUCGAUGCAUUCCUGCUACUUGGUACUGCGACGGGGAUGACGAUUGCCUCGAUGGUAGUGAUGAACCACCGGGUUACUGUCAGUCCGAGGGAAGAACAUGUUUCGGUGAUCUUUUCACCUGCGACAAUGGGAAUUGCAUUCCGCGAAUCUAUAUCUGCGAUGGUGAUAAUGAUUGUCUGGAUAAUUCCGAUGAAGAUGAGAGACAUCAGUGUAAUGAUCGGAAAUGCGACGAGGAAACUGAGUUCACUUGCACGGCGAAUAAACUCUGGAAUCGUGCACAGUGCAUUCCGAAAAAGUGGUUGUGCGACGGUGAUCCUGAUUGUGUAGACGGUGCUGAUGAGAAUGUAACCCUGCAUCAUUGCCCAGCACCGACACCUUGUUCAGAGAAUCAAUUCGCCUGCACAAACGGUCGGUGUCUCAAUAGAAGUUGGCUCUGUGAUCAUGACAAUGAUUGCGGUGAUGGUAGCGAUGAGGGUAAGUUCUGUCACAAUCGAUACAAGACAUGUACGGAAAAUGAAUUCACUUGUCAGAAUUUCAAAUGUAUCAGAAAACAGUUCCAUUGCGACGGUCAAGAUGAUUGUGGUGAUUAUUCGGAUGAAGUUAAUUGUCCAUCGAAGAAGAAGAACAGCACGUGUCCGAAUCCUGGAGAGUUUAUGUGUGCAAAUGGAAAUUGUAUUGAUCAACAACUGGUUUGUAAUAAGGAACCGGAUUGCGCUGAUGAAAGUGAUGAGCCAGCUCACUGUAAUGUUGAUGAAUGCGCUCGAGUUGAAUUGAAUCAAUGUGGACAUCGUUGUGUUGACACUCCGACGAGUUACUAUUGUGAAUGUAAUCCUGGUUAUAAACUUUUGGAUGAUGGAAAAGCUUGUGCUGACAUUGAUGAAUGUAUCGAGACACCUCAGGUUUGCAGUCAACAGUGUGAGAAUACACCUGGUCAUUUUUACUGCAAGUGCAAUGAGAAAUAUUAUGAGCGUGCGGCUGAUGAACACACGUGCAAGCGACGAGAUAAAAUUCCACCGUGGGUUAUUUUUACAAACAAAUAUUAUGUGAGAAAUAUGUCAGCGGACGCGAAACAAUAUGCACUGAUGCAUCAGGAUUUGGUUAAUGUCGUCGCACUUGAUGCUGAUUAUGCCGAGGAAAUGUUAUACUUCUGUGAUGUGACUGCUAAGACAAUUUAUCGUGCACCAAUCGCUGGUGGUGAGAGACAGGCAAUCAUUCGCCAUGAUAGUCUUGGUUUGGAGGGAAUUGCGAUCGAUUGGGUUGGAAGAAAGCUUUAUUGGCUGGAUAGACACGCGAAGCAUUUGGAUGUUGCCGAAUUGAAUGGAACAAAUAGAAAGACUCUACUUAGUGGAAUUUCGGAUCCAAGAGCUAUUGUUGUUCAUCCGGGUACUGGACAUUUGUAUUUCACGUCUUGGCAUCUUCAGGCGUAUAUUGGAAGAGUGGGAAUGGAUGGAAGUAACUUAAAACAGAUUCUCAAUUGGGAGGAUGAUAUCGCUUGGCCGAAUGCUUUAACAAUUGACUAUUUUACCGAUCGAAUAUUCUGGGCUGAUGCUCAUCUUGAUUACAUUGCUUUUGCCGAUUUGGAGGGCAAAAAUCGACGAAUUGUACUUUCUGGAGCUAAAGUUCCACAUGUUUUUGCGAUGACUGUCUUUGAUGAUCACAUCUAUUGGACCGAUUGGAACUUGAAGGCUAUCAGCAAGGCUGACAAAUUCUCAGGUGCUCAAAUUACACUUUUGAGAAAUACGACUCAUAGACCUUAUGAUAUUCAUGUGUAUCAUCCGUUACGUCAACUUCCCUAUCCAAAUCCUUGUGCGCAAAAUAAUGGCGGCUGUUCGCAUUUGUGUUUAAUUUCUCCUCCAGCAAGUUCAUAUUUAUUGGAAGGCUACGGUCGUCCUGGAAUGACAUCGUUCAAAUGUAUGUGUCCCAAUCAGUUUAUUUUGGAUAAAGAUAAUAAAACCUGCAUUGCGAAUUGUACGACUGGUCAACAUCGAUGUGGCGCACCUGAUGAGAAAUGCAUACCUUGGUUCUGGAAAUGUGACGGUGAAAAAGAUUGUAAAGAUGGUACAGAUGAGAGCAGUUGUCCAGCGAGAACUUGUCGAGCUGGAGUAUUUCAGUGUGCGAAUGGAAAUUGUGUUCCGAGUAACAGCGUUUGCGAUGGUAUCGACGAUUGUAAAGAUAACAGCGAUGAAGGCAAUUGCUCAUUGGAAUGUUCCGCUUUGGAGUUCAAAUGUAAAUCAAGUGGACGCUGCAUUCACGAAUCUUGGAAGUGUGACGGUGACGCUGAUUGUAAAGACGGAAGUGAUGAAGAUCCAGCAAUUUGUCACAAUAGAACGUGUGAUCCGAACACUGAAUUCAGUUGCAAGAAUGGCAAAUGUAUACCGAAAUUAUGGAUGUGCGAUUUCGAUAAUGACUGUGGUGACGAUAGCGAUGAACCUGCAUUCAUGUGUCGACAGAGAAAUUGUACAACAGGAUGGCAACGUUGUCCAGGUCAAGCGAAUUAUCGUUGCAUUCCCAAAUGGCUAUUUUGUGAUGGUAAAGACGAUUGUCGUGACAAUUCGGACGAAAAGCCAGAAAGUUGUCCCGCUUGUGACAACAAUACGGACUUUAAAUGCGCAAACAAUCGAUGCGUUCCCAAGCAAUGGCUGUGCGAUUUUGCUGACGAUUGCGGCGAUGGCAGUGACGAGGCUGAGGCAAUUUGCAAGGACAAAUAUCGUAAAUGUUCUGAAUCAGAAUUUCAGUGCAAAAACGGCAAGUGUAUUGCUUCUAGGUGGCGAUGUGAUCACGAAGACGAUUGCGGUGACUCGAGCGAUGAACGAGAUUGUCAGAAUUUCAAGUGCAAGAAUGACACGUAUCAAUGCAACAGUGGCCACUGUAUUGCAUCUUAUUUACGAUGCGAUGGCGCAAGAGAUUGUCACGACUUCAGUGAUGAAAUUGGAUGUCCCGCAAGAUAUCCUGGUGGAAAAUACUGUCCACAAACACACUUCCAAUGCGAUAAUAAUCUCUGCAUUUCACUUAAUGACAGAUGUGAUGGAACUGACGAUUGCGGUGACGGCUCCGACGAAAGUAUUAGCAUGUGUGCAACGUUCCCGUGCGAUCCGAUACGAAGAUUCUUAUGUGCCAAUCAUAAAUGUAUUCCCAAGUAUCAACUUUGUGAUGGCGUUGACAAUUGUGGAGACGGUUCGGAUGAAAAUAACAUGACUAUGUGCGCGGCCAGGAUUCGAACUUGUGAUCCAAUUUCGGAGUAUCAGUGCGCCAACAAACAUUGUAUCGACCGUUUGAGAGUUUGCGAUUUGACUGACGAUUGUGGAGACAAAUCUGAUGAAUUGGGAUGUCAUGUAAACAAACAAUGCUCGGAUCAUGAUAGAGGCGGUUGUUCGCACUAUUGUCAAAAUAUCACUGACAAUCGAUACAUAUGUGCCUGUUAUCCUGGGUAUAUCAUUUCAAAAUUGAAUAAUAAGCAUUGUGAGGACAUUAACGAGUGUUUAGAAGGUACACAUCAAUGUUCGCAAUUGUGCACAAAUCUUAAUGGAACUCACGCUUGCUCGUGUCGUCAAGGAUUCAAACUCUCGGAUAAUAUCAGUGGAGUGUGUCGUGCAGAGGAAGUCAAUGCAUUGGUAAUUUAUGCAAAUGGCCCUGAAAUUCGGGCACUCGAUAUCCAUAAACGCGACGAAAUACCCGUAAUAACGAAUGAGAAACGUGUAAGUGCCAUUGAUUUUGAUCCACGAAAAGAAUAUGUCUAUUGGAUCGAUGGACAUGAUAAUCGAAUUAAACGUUCAUUCAUGAUUCACGCAAAUAAUGGCGACGCUAAAAUUGGAUUUGCCCAAGACCUUAAUAUUCAGUCACACAAUUAUAGAGCAACAAGUCUGGCAAUUGAUUGGGUGGCUGAGAAUCUCUAUUGGACGGAAGUCGACGAGACGAGUUCGCGUCUUGAAGGACGAGUUGUUGUGGCAAAAUCUGAUGGAAGAUAUCGACGUAGUAUCGCUCAAGUGGAAGAACCAACUGCUGUUGUUGUUGAUCCUCAGUUAGGAAUUUUAGUUUGGGCUGACGCUGGUUCAUUAUCGAAAAUUGAGGGCGCCUGGAUGGAUGGCAGUAAACGGAGAGUUUUAGUGUCCGAUCGACUGGGAAGACCGUCAGCGCUUGCUAUUGAUUAUGCAAUGGAUCACACACUUUAUUGGGCCGACAGUAAAUUAAAUACCAUUGAAUCGAUUCGAUUGUAUGGUGCCAACCGACGUGUGAUAUUAAAAGGCGCAAUGUUGAAGCGUCCGGUGUCAAUCGAUGUGUUUGAGAAUAUUUUAUAUUGGACAACGAGAAAUAGUGGCGAACUGAUUAGACAGGAUAAAUUUGGACGUGGUGUUCCACAUACAGUGAAAGCGAAUUUGGAAACUACUGGUGGCGCAAAAAUUUAUCAUCGACUCAGAUACAAUACAACAUUGAUUGAUCCAUGUGUCUCAUCGGGAUGUACUCAUCUUUGUGUGGCAAUUCAUGGUGGACAUAGAUGUCUUUGUCCGGAAAAUAGUCGACCAAGAGAAGCGCACACGAGUCAAAUACAUUGUGACGCUACAGAGGAGAGACCAAAACCAGCGCCGAGAAUUUGUCAAUGUCAGAACGGUGGUUUCUGCUCGGAAGCUGAAAAUAAUGAAUUGAUAUGCGAGUGCCAAAAUGAUUAUCAAGGCCAGUAUUGCGAGGUGCUUCCGGCUUCGACGCGAUCUGGAAGUUCCACUGCCGCCAUUGUUGUUCCUAUCGUUGUUUCUAUCUUGGUGUUGCUUGGUGCCGCUGCCGUUAUUCUCGUUCUCAAGAAACGGCCGUUUGGUAAACCAGGUGGACUUGCCAGUCUAACCGGUGCUCAAAGCGUCUCCUUCAGACAAGGAAGUAAUGUCGAGUUUGGCGGAUCAUCGACAGAGCGAAUGGAGCCACUCGACGUAGAAUACAACCUUACUGAAGUAAACACCAAAAACAGAGACUUUAGUAAUCCAAUGUACGACGCUGUAAAUUUGGAAACUGGUAAUACUAAUGGAACCAGUGGCAGCGGUAUUUACGAAGUUCCUGCGGAAAUGAAACCUUCCAGUAUACAACACAAAGAAGCACCGCAACUUCACUUUAAGAGACGCGAGUUAGAUCCAACGCCCAUCGAUUCGGGUAAAGACACUCAACAAUUAGUGGAAGAGGACAAGUCAGAGUGUUAGUUUAAAAAAGUACUUUUCCAUCAAUUACUAUUGUGCCUUUGAUCUUGAAUUUAUCAACGUGCACUCAAAAAAACCAAUUAAAAAAAUGAAAAGAAAAGAAAAAAGAAGAGAAUACUCGAGAACUCUAGUAAGUGAAGUUGCUUGAAUUUUGAAAAGCAAUUGUGAUUGUAAUCGCUUUUAAAUGAGUUUUAGAGCGAAUGGUGAACGUUUUAAAUAAGUUUUUUAUACAAAAGAUUUUAAAUAAUGUUUUUUCUUUUAAUUUUUACGUUUUUAAUCAAAGUUUUUAUUCAAAUAAACGGAUCAACGUGAGAAUUUAGAAUUUUUUUCUCAUUAUAAAGUGUCAUAAAAAAUACCCUUGUUGGUACCGUUUUUUGUAAUUUCGAAAUCAUUCAAAACUCGGAUAAAUCUGACAUUUAAUCUAUAAAAGUGCUUUUUUAUUUCGUUACAUACUUAUAUAAUAUUUUACAUAAUAGAUUAAAGUUUUUUAAGCAUUUCAUUCUAAAGUACUACACAUUAGAAAAGAAAAGAAAAGAAAAAAAAACGAAAAAUUGUUCAAUAAAAUUGACAAUGAAAUGGCAGAUUUUCCCGAGAGAAAUGAAAAUUGUCUUAUAAUAUAAAGAGGACCAGACAAUUUUUAUUUAAUAAUUAUAAUUAUAAUAAGAUGUAAAGGUAACGAUAAUGAUAAUUACCGUUGUAGAAAAAAAGCUCGAGAUCAGACUGCAAUAGGCAGAGAACGAUCGUGUCAUUUUUUAGGUGUGAUUUGUAAGUCUUGUACAUAAAAAAACGUAAUAAUAAAAAAAAGCGCAACACAUUCCAUUUACACUCAACGUUCUUGAUUCAAGAAUCAUAAAGGGUGUAGUGAUAGCGUAUAAUGGCGUGAAAGUGUUUAUUUACAACGAGGGUACACAUGUAAGUAGAUGCAAAUAUACACGGGAACAUAAAUUUGUAUUUUUUAACAAGUAUUUUUGUAUGAAAGACGAGGGAGAAUUGAUAUUAAGAGAGUUUUUGAUCCAUUGACAAAAUUUCAAAAUAAACAUUUUUUUCAGAAUAUUAUAAAAAAAGAUUUAGAAUAAAUUUCUGCAUAUUUAAUCUGAAAAAAUUAGUUAUUAAAAUUAUUUUAAAAAUUUAAUUGAACUCUAAAUUAAUUACUGUUAAUUUAAAUUAAAAUUUUUAAAAUAAUAAUCAAUUAUUUAAUUUUUAAAUAUUUUGUUUUUACUGAAAGUUUGAGAUAAUGUCAUAGGAUUAAAAAUUCUUUUAAAAAAAUAGUGACCAAUCAGGAACAGAUAAAUAGACACGUUGUUUAUUUUAUUUUUUUUUAUAUAUAAAUGGUGAAUGAAUUUUGUCAUCGCGCGAUUUGUUAAAAAUCUUUAUUAUAAAUGUUAAACUGGACGAUUGGUUACGUUAUAUAAAUAAAUGUUUUUUUUUUAAUAUAGAAUACGCUCAGAAUAUUAUUGAUCGGCCACGUAAAGAUUAUUGUACAUUUUCUUUUAUUAAGUAAUAUCAGGUGCCUCGGCGAAUUGUUCGAUAAACAAAUGAUUGUUUAGGUUUAUUUUGAUUGUUAUAUUAACAUCACAAUAUGAUAGAAGUCAAUGAAAAAAAAAUGUAAAUUUAUUAACUGCUGAAAUUAAUUCUUUAAAAAAAUAUAUUUUUUUGAAUAUUAAAAAGGAGCUUGAAAACAUAAUAUAAUGAGAACGAUGCGCUGUUGUACCUUAUGCACAAAUAAUUAUAUAAAUACUUGUUGAUGAAUUUCUUGUUAAAAUUGACUUCGAUCUGGGCAGGGAUCCAGAGUAUUCAAUUAAUAUAAUAAUUAUAAUAUAUCAGUAUUUUGUGAGUUGACAAAAUAAUAAUUGUUAAUAUAUUGUGCAAAUAUUGAUACCGUCCAAGAAUAUAUUUUUAAGGAUAACAAAUAAGUUUUCCCUGUACCCAUAUCGACCAGAGAAACACGAUUACAAGAGAUGUACAUAUACUAUACGUAUAAUUAAACAAACAAAACAAAACAAAUAUACAAAGAGAAAGAGAAUAUAAUUAUAUUAAAAGUGUAUGUAUAUUCAGACUUAUAUUUUAAUGACAGAUAAAACUUAUUUAUAUGACUGAA
This is a messenger RNA of Leptopilina boulardi, 16540 nucleotides long. RefSeq names its product low-density lipoprotein receptor-related protein 2 (gene mgl). Lineage: Eukaryota; Metazoa; Arthropoda; Insecta; Hymenoptera; Figitidae. Gene Ontology annotation, molecular function: calcium ion binding; protein binding. The transcript is spliced from 15 exons. The record is from RefSeq and is a predicted model, not a curated record. The coding region runs from base 613 to 14445 and encodes 4610 amino acids.